CUUACAUGUAAAGAUUCUAGCAUCAAACCUCUGCACCUGUUUUUGGGAGAGACACAAGACAAGUGAAACUAGGAAACAACAGCCCGGGAGGGUCUUUGCAUAUUCUUCUAUUUGUCUCUUUGUCUGUUUAAAUCUCUCUCUCUCUCUCUCUCUCUCUCAGCCGUUGAUCUUGAAAACAAAGAAGAAGAAAGUAAAAAGGGAAGUUCUUUUUACUAGAACAGAGGCUUUUGUUAUCCAACUUGGACUUCCACCUCACUCUUUUUCAUCCCUCUCUCUUCAAGCCACGAAACCAGGUGCUUUGUAGAUAUUGUUCAGGAUACGCUAGAUCUAAAUAUAAAUUGUUGAAGUUGGUCGUAUUUACUGAAUUUGAUCUAUGGGGACAGGGGAAGAAAGCACUCCUGCUAAGCCUUCCAAGCCCACAUCUUCAAAUCAGGAAAUACCCACAACACCUUUGUAUCCUGAUUGGUCAAGUUCUAUGCAGGCUUAUUAUGGUGCCGGAGCUACCCCGCCUCCCUUUUAUGCCUCAACCGUAGCUUCACCAGCCUCUCACCCCUAUCUAUGGGGAAGCCAGCAUCCUUUAAUCCCACCUUACGGAACUCCAGUUCCAUACCCAGCUUUAUAUCCUGCAGGAGGAGUGUAUGCUCAUCCGAACAUGGCCCCGACACCAAAUUCAGCCCAGGCAAAUAUAGAGAUGGAAGGAAAGGUCCCCAAUGGAAAGGACCGUGCUUCAGCUAAAAAAACCAAGGGAACUUCUGGAGGCAAAGCAGGGGAGAGCGGAAAGGCAGCUUCUGGUUCUGGAAAUGAUGGUGCCUCCCAAAGUGCUGAAAGUGGUAGUGAUGGCUCAUCUGAUGCCAGUGACGAGAAUACUAACCAGCAGGAAUAUGGUGCAAGCAAGAAGGGAAGCUUCAACCAGAUGCUUGCAGAUGCUAAUGCACAAAGUACCUCAGCUGGAGCAAAUAUCCAAGCUUCUGUGCCUGGGAAACCUGUGGCGUCUAUGCCUGCAACUAAUUUAAACAUUGGGAUGGACUUAUGGAAUGCAUCUUCUGCUGCUGGAGCUACAAAAAUGAGACCAAAUCCAUCUUGUGCCACAUCUGGAGUUGUUCCUGCUGGAUUGCCUGAACAAUGGAUUCAAGAUGAACGUGAAUUGAAAAGACAGAAGAGGAAACAAUCUAAUAGAGAGUCAGCCAGAAGGUCCAGAUUACGCAAACAGGCAGAGUGCGAGGAGCUACAAGCCAGGGUACAGAAUUUGAGCAGUGACAAUAGCAAUCUCAGAAAUGAAUUGCAGAGUCUCUCUGAAGAAUGCAAUAAGCUUAAAUCCGAAAAUGAUUCCAUUAAGGAGGAGUUGACUCGGUUGUAUGGACCAGAAGUUGUAGCUAAACUUGAACAGAGCAACCCUGCUUCGGUUCCAGAGUCUCAUGGUGGUGAGGGAGACAGUUGACAGUAAAGACUGAGUCAUGACUUGGAAUCCGGAACUGGAAGAAAAUUUUCGUGAAUUCCUCCCGUAUAUUAUGACUACCAUUAGUCGAGCAUAGAACAUUGGCUUUCCAUACUGAUCCAUACCUUUAACCCUAGUUUGUAAUAGCGAAAUUUAUUUACAAAAUUUUAACUGGAGCUAGAAACCUUAAUGAAUCCAUGAGCAUUGUUGGAUUAUUAAGUUCAAUCAACUUCUCUGGUUAAAAAGGAA
Molecule: messenger RNA, 1684 nt
Organism: Populus trichocarpa (black cottonwood)
Lineage: Eukaryota; Viridiplantae; Streptophyta; Magnoliopsida; Malpighiales; Salicaceae
Product: G-box-binding factor 1
Exons: 12
Coding region: 374-1438 (354 amino acids)
Biological process (GO): regulation of DNA-templated transcription
Cellular component (GO): nucleus
Molecular function (GO): sequence-specific DNA binding; DNA-binding transcription factor activity
Source: RefSeq, a predicted model, not a curated record